AUGUUAGGGGUGAGAGUGACUCAUCGCUCUGCAUUGGACCUCCACUUUACCGUCCACCAGGCUGCCACUCCGUUUACAGUUUCCCUACAGGCGUAUCUUGCCGCUCAUCCAGACUCAAGAUACAGCUACAUUGCGACUGGAACGCUUGUAUUUGACAUCAGCAAUCAACCAUAUCUUCGACUGCUUCUACUCCAGCGGUCUGCCAACGACAGCAUGCCCAACAAAUGGGGGGUUCCGGGGUGCGGCUGUGAUGACGAUGACGAGAGCAUCCUACACGCUGCAGCGCGCGAGCUAUGGGAGGAAACCGGUCUCAAAGCGAUCCACCUGGGAGCUCCCGUUGGAGAACCUCAUUUCUUCUCUAGCGAAUCUAGGAAAAGAAUAUGCAAAUUUGUGUUCCCUAUGCAGGUCGAGACCAAUAACGAAGGCCACAUGACUGUAACUUUGGACCCAAGGGAGCAUCAAUGCUUUGCAUGGGCUAGUGAGGAAGAAGUCAAGGCGAAGAGGAUAGAAGAUAUAGAGCUAGAUUUUACUACGAAAGACUUAGUGUGUACAGUACUGGAAGCAUUUAGUCAAUUCAAGAAGAUCGAAAACUCGGGCGACUACGUGGUAAUAGAACUAGCGUAG
Molecule: messenger RNA, 624 nt
Organism: Trichoderma virens Gv29-8
Lineage: Eukaryota; Fungi; Ascomycota; Sordariomycetes; Hypocreales; Hypocreaceae
Exons: 1
Coding region: 1-624 (207 amino acids)
Molecular function (GO): hydrolase activity
Source: RefSeq, a predicted model, not a curated record